This is a messenger RNA of Bombus huntii, 4639 nucleotides long. RefSeq names its product steroid hormone receptor ERR1 (gene Err). Gene Ontology annotation, biological process: regulation of DNA-templated transcription. Gene Ontology annotation, cellular component: nucleus. Lineage: Eukaryota; Metazoa; Arthropoda; Insecta; Hymenoptera; Apidae. Bases 1568 to 2893 code for a protein of 441 amino acids. The record is from RefSeq and is a predicted model, not a curated record. The transcript is spliced from 9 exons. Gene Ontology annotation, molecular function: steroid binding; nuclear steroid receptor activity; zinc ion binding.
CAUGGCUUCCUCUAAAAAUGGAUGCCCGAUUAAAGGCUUCGUUUUCUUUUUCUCUUGCCUUUUCUUUUUUUCUUAGUUUGCGUGCGUAUGUAUAUAUGCGAAAAGGCACGAAAACCUCUGUCAAACGGAAUAAUUAACGACCUUGAUCCUCUGACGUGUUACACAUGCGAAUAUCACUUACGCAGAAUGAAGUAAUAUAGUCAACGAUUUCGUGCAAAUUUCAGGGUAUGCGGGUUUUAAGUAUUCAACGAGAAAAUCAUUGAUUUUAUCGAGCAGGAUGAUCACUAGAGACACCGCGGUUGCAAAGGAAUUAAAAGCCUGUGAAUUUUUACCCAGCUCGAUUUAGUCCGGAUUUAUUGUUAGAAUUCCACGUGCAGACUUGUCAGAAGCUGUGCGAAAACAGAAGGAAACGAGAGAACGAGCGGAUCGACGUGCACGAGGGUAUCCGAAUACGAGGAAGCUGAAACCGAGCAAGAUAGAUAAAGAGAGCAGGAGUGUUGUCGCGAGGAAGAGAGCGAGAAGCUAACGUGACUUGGAUAGAGAAAGGGAAACAGUGUGAGACAGAGAGAGGAAGAAAGAGAGGAGAGACUCAGACAGAGGGACUCAAGGUCGGCGAAGUCGGUUGUUUCCGUCGGAGUUCGGCGUCUAAAAUUGUGUAUUGGCUUGGCGCGGUUCUGCGGCCUUCGCGAACGUGGCCGCUUCUCCCACAGAAAAGUCAAGUUCAAGGCUAACCAGAUAUCGCGAUACGCUCGUUUCUCUCUUUCUUUUUUCAUUCUAUGUUCUUUCCUUCCGUCUGCGUUUUGGUAACUGUUUAAUCGAACGGAUUAUGGAGCGAUUCGAAGAAUGUGAGAAAAUCGAGAAUCACCGAUGACUCGUAGGCUUCGUAGUUCGAUAGAGUCGAAUCGAGCUGACGCUUAUGCAAUCUCAAUCUUUUUUCUUCUUUGUCUCUUUAAACUUUUCUCGUUUCGAUCACUCCUGUUUUUCUUUUUUUCCCCCCUAUUGUUUCGUUGCAACGUGUUUUUCAAUUCUGACGAAUCGCUCGUAACUUGAGGGGAGUCGUAUCGCUGUCGUUUCGUCAUGGUCGUCAUUAUGUAUCGUGGUUGAGUGUUCCGCGCACCGUGUCGGUUUUUAUUUCAUUAAUCUAAACGUGGGAGAUGUGCACGUCGCGUCGCACACGUGAAGCACUUCGCACGACUAGUCAAGUUCGAGGUUAACCACAUACUUCGAUGCCUCGUUCUUUUCUUUCCUUUUCUAAUCUCUUGCUACCGUUUUUCCUUUUUCCCCGUCUGCCCCUCGAUCGCCAUACGAUUAACGAUUCUUGAUCUUUAUCGAUUUCUGCCGUUGAAAUAAACUGUCGGUUGAAAUGGAGUGUAAUCGGAAAAAGCUUUUGACCAACUCGGCAUUAAUGCGAGCUGUGGUCUAAUAAAAUCUGCAUCCCGUGUUCGGCUCGAGUGCCUUUCUCCAUUAUUCGUUUGUUGAGAGGUUAGACGACGAGCCCCACUCGAAAUUAAAAUCGAGCGAAUGAUAUCGGUAUCGAAAAUCGUCACGUUGCAAUGAUAAGGUUUGUAUGAUGCCCGGUGGCGGCACCGAAAAUAUGAUUGGAAAUAAUAGGACCAUGGCGAAUAUUAAACAAGAAAUUGAGAAUCCUACGACGCCUACGCAAAACUAUCAAGUUUGUUCACCGACCACUACGCUUCAACAUCAAGAGGUGAUUUGUAGCAAAAUAGAAGUACCAGCCGAUUAUGGAGGAGGCGAAGGUAGUCCUGGUAGUCCGGAAAUGCACCAUUGUUCGUCGACCACGCAGCCUUUAGGAACAUCAGAGGAAGGUGUUAAAGAAGAAGACAUGAUGCCUAGAAGGCUUUGUCUAGUGUGCGGGGACGUAGCGAGUGGAUUUCAUUAUGGGGUAGCGUCUUGCGAAGCGUGUAAAGCUUUCUUUAAGAGAACCAUACAAGCGAGUAAUUUCACAGGCAAUAUCGAAUACACGUGUCCGGCGAACGGCGAAUGCGAAAUAAACAAGCGUAGGAGAAAAGCGUGCCAGGCGUGUAGGUUUCAAAAGUGCCUUAGACAAGGCAUGUUGAAGGAAGGAGUGCGACUGGAUCGUGUUCGAGGAGGGAGACAAAAAUAUAGAAGAUCCACCGAUCCUUAUACGCCGGUGAAGACAGCUCCGUUGGAAGCAAACAUAGCAACAGCAGCUUCUAACGAAAUAAUAAAUAAUAAGAUGCUGGAAGCUUUGGCUGCUUGCGAACCUGACAUGCUACAAGUGUCCAAUAUCUCUCAUACUCUUGACACAGAUCAAAGAGUACUUGGACAAUUAUCUGACUUAUACGAUCGGGAACUGGUCGGAAUAAUUGGUUGGGCAAAGCAGAUUCCUGGAUUCAGUAGUUUAGCAUUAAACGAUCAAAUGCGACUUCUGCAAAGUACGUGGGCAGAGAUAUUGACGUUUAGUCUCGCAUGGAGGAGCAUGCCAAAUAAUGGUAGAUUAAGGUUUGCACAAGAUUUUACCCUUGACGAACGACUUGCACGCGAAUGCCAUUGUACAGAGCUAUACACGCACUGUAUCCAAAUCGUAGAAAGGCUUCAAAGAUUGGGUUUAACGAGAGAAGAAUAUUACGUCUUGAAAGCAUUGAUAUUAGCAAACAGUGAUGCGAGGUCAGAUGAGCCACAAGCGCUAUAUCGUUUUCGAGAUUCUAUCCUAAAUUCCCUAUCGGAUUGUAUGGCGACAGUAAGACCAGGACAAGCGCUUCGUGCCACUCAAAAUAUGUUCCUAGUGUUGCCCAGUCUCAGGCAGGUUGAUGGAAUUGUUAGAAGAUUUUGGUCUAGUGUUUAUCGAACGGGAAAAGUACCAAUGAACAAGCUCUUCGUAGAAAUGUUAGAAGCUGCUUAUUAUCGAUGAAAUAUCAACUCAAACUCAACAAUAUCUGUAUCAAGGACUUCAUGGAAUCGCUGUUAUUCGAUGGUAGCAGCGUUAUAGUUAUAACACGUCAUGAGUGAGUAGGGUACGUCCCUAGAAGUAUAAACGAAAGAUGGUGAGUGAUAGUGAAAAACGAAAAGAAACGGAGAUGUGCAGUUUUGUUUGUUUUCUGUAAGAGAAAGACUCGUAAGAAAGAAAAGGCUUUAUUUUUCAAACGUGAAAAGUAUUGGAGCGCAGAGCUUUGGCCAGUGAUUCCAUCGGUCAUCAAAAUUCGCGAAACACAUUAAGAUGUCAGGUACAUUGUUUCGUCGAAAUAACCAAACUUUCCUUUUCGAGUACCCCUUUUACAGGUACAAAGAAAAAAAAAACAAUGUUAUUUCAGGAUAGCAUACGUAGUACAAGAUACGAGAUGCUUUUCCGGAGCUCUCAUUUUAGGAUAGUUUACGAAAACCUGUCGCCAGACAGAAGAACCUACCAAAUAACUAAAACGUUUUCAUUUACGUAAGAUCGUGACAUGAUCACCGAACCGGUGAUAUCGUAGAGAUGAAAUGCAAGUGUACUAACUGUGGGUGUUUGACGUUAUAGAGUUAGCAUCGUGUUACCAAAUACUACCAACUCAAUCAAAAUUACAUGUAGCUCCGAUUCGAAUCUUAUUUUAGUUAUGUCUUUUCUCUGAAAAAAAUCCAGUCAAUUUGAAAUUAGAGGAACGCGAAGCGUGUAUGUUUAAGAGCGUUGAAAUAAAAUGAUAUAUGCCAUUUUAUAUAGAAUAAUUGCACAUUUUAAUACCAUUAAGUGUAAAGAUCGAUAAAUGUAAAUCGAUGUGUGUACUGCAUUGAACAUCCAUAGUUAUAGUUCAGCGAAUGAAUUUAGUAUGCGCUGUUGUACAAAUUGAACCAAUUACGUGAACAGAGCUGUGAACAGUGAACAAGGAAAGCGAAAGAAUGGCUGGAUCGUUCUCUAAUUAGCGUCACGCUGUUUUUUACGAGGUACUGUGAAAAAAAUGUUUCGAGAACGAACCUUUGGCCAGGUUGCCAGGUUCUAAGGAAAGCAGAAAAAAAUUUAACCGAUUGUUGAAAUGAUUGCGAAAUGUUAUUCGCGCGUGCCACACAGAGAGCGUAGGAGAAUAUAUAUUAUAUUAUAUUAUUAUAUUAUAUUAUAUUGUAUGUAUUCAGGGAUCUUUAUUAUCUAAAUAGUUAUUAUUGUUACGAGAUCUGUGCACAGAUCUUGCGCAUAAUAUCGCUUUUUUCGAAGCGAGGAAUCGUAAUAUCGUAUAGGAGCUACUACUCACACAUAAAACUCAUUUCUAAAGGAGGAAAAACCGUUUAUAACAAAUUAAUGGAGUCUUUUCUUUGUCGGUUACACGCAACGAAACACGAAGUUUCUAUCGACUUUCGAAUCAGCUUUUUGUUAUUUCGCGAUUAUUCGAUAUUAUCGAGAGAAGCAAAUUGUUUAAUGAAAAGUUAUAAAUAAAUAUUAGGGUAAAUUAUACGUUAUAGCAGAUCGAGUCGCUGGAAACUUUUUAGUGUUGAAGUGCGGUGUAAUCUUGUGACGUUCAGAGUGCAAUAAUAUCAGGACAUGCGAUUACAUUUUUCUACUGGUCAAUCGAUCGCGACGCCCCUUUGAGUUUUCUUUAUUUGUAUAUUUCGUCUCUGUUCUUCUACCGUUUGAAACUUUGUUUAAACCUCCUGCAUUUAAAUACACGAUGCAAAUAGUUGGCAGCAACGCUUA